Molecule: messenger RNA, 1818 nt
Organism: Cyprinodon tularosa
Lineage: Eukaryota; Metazoa; Chordata; Actinopteri; Cyprinodontiformes; Cyprinodontidae
Product: zinc finger protein 324A-like
Exons: 4
Coding region: 136-1380 (414 amino acids)
Biological process (GO): regulation of transcription by RNA polymerase II
Cellular component (GO): nucleus
Molecular function (GO): RNA polymerase II cis-regulatory region sequence-specific DNA binding; DNA-binding transcription factor activity, RNA polymerase II-specific
Source: RefSeq, a predicted model, not a curated record
CGCACAAAGUAUUGUAUCAAUUCCUGGUUGAUGUGGAGGCCUCUCUCAGGAUAAACAGGUUCUGCUGAAGUUAUUUUAAUUCUAGCUGGCCUUCAGCGGUUCUGGACGUCCUGCUUCUACUGGAUCAGCAGGAAAAUGUCUCCGGCUUCCUCGUUUCACUCUCAGCUCGCCUCCAUCAUGGAGGUUCUGGCUAACACGGCGGUGGCGGAGAUCUGUGAGCUGGUAGACAGCGGCUACGCGGUGCUGCAGCUCGAGAUCUCCCGCAGCCGCAAGGAGAACGAGGUUCUGCGGAGGAAACUGCGGCUCAUGGAGCUCCGAGCGGCGCGAUCUGCCGCACUCCGAGCCGCCGCGAGCGGCAGCGCGCCGUUUUAUGCUAGCGGCGGCCGCACGCGCGUCAACCAGCGCGUCCACGAGCAGAGGAGGCACGCGCCACCGACAGGAGUUGGAGAAGAGCUGUCCUUGUCGUCCAAUGAGCAGACAUCUCUGAGCAGAGACACCUGUCCACCAUCAGAACCAGUACAGGAGGCUGCAGAGCAGACGCCUGCUGCAGCUGAGAUGUCGACUGUGAUCAAGCUAGAAGAUGAAGAUGAAGACGAGCCGUGGUCCCAGCCUGACCCCCACAAUGGUCUCUGUGGAGUUUCUGAGGAAGAAUCUGAGAAGGAGGCUUCGCCCUCGCCGAUCAAACAGGAAGCAGCAGAUAAAGGAGACGGCGGCUGCGUCUCCUGGACGAGCGGGCAAGUGAGCUCCACCUCCACCCAACAUGUCCUGAACUCCAACCAGAUGCCAGAAACCAGCAGCUUUGACUCCCUGAUGCUGCCGCACACUUCCCAAGAUCCUACAGCGCCAGAACCCGGCAGCUCCUCUGGGUUUAUUCCCAGCAGGAAUGUUUCUUCUGAUUCAGCGAGCAGCGGUGGUUUCUCCCACGGCAAGGUAACUCUGGCUACAGCAGAGCAGCAAGGGGCUCCUCAGAGACAGGCUGCAGGAGGACACGGCUCCUUCUUCAGGUGGCGGCUACAGAGCCGGGCCGACUCCAGAGCGAGGACGUUCGUCUGUAACUUUUGCGGGAAGGGGCUGGCCUGCCUGAAGAACCUGAAGACCCACAUGCGGGUCCACACGGGCGAGAAGCCGUACGUCUGCGCCCUCUGCGGGAAACGCUUCUCAGACUCCAGCAACCUGAAGCGGCACCAGAGCGUUCACACCGGCGAGAAACGCUACGGCUGCGUCCACUGCGGGAAGCGCUUCGCUCAGUCCGGCUCGCUGAAGGUCCACAUGAGCGUUCACACAGACUGCCGGCAGUUUAAGUGCUCCUUCUGCGGGAAGACGUUUACGUCCGGAGGACAUCUGAGGAGACAUGUCGCCACCCAUGUUGGGGAGACAUGACCGGCUGCUGCGUUACCGUGACAACCUUUACAAAAGGCCCCCUAGACAGCAGACAGGAGCUCAGUGGGUUUGCAGUUUAGAUGCUGCAUAUGUUUCAGACCAUCAUCUCUGUGGUUCUAGAACCCGAAACCCAAAUCAACAAAUAGCGAAGUUUACCUUCAUCAGAUCCAGAAAAUGUAUCAGAGGGUCGUUUCAGGUUCAGUUCAUCUCCAGGUUAAAAGAAGACCUGAAGCUGAUGAAACCAAAGAAGGAACCCGAACAUAUGAUUCAUUUUAUCUACAGAAAACUGCUGAACUCUUUUCCUGUCACAGUAACCAUAGAAAGCCCCGCCCCUUUUCACCACAAACCUGUUCAACCCUGGAAAAAGGUCAGACUGAGUGACUGGUGCAGCUAAAGCUUGGAAGGAAAAUGCAAAAAAAAAAAAAAACUGAUGUUUUA